CUAUUUUGUACAUAUGUAUUUCAUAUGUUCAGUAUUUCAUAUGUUCAGAUGGAGGCCUUUUUAUAUAUUCAUUGCAGAACUAGUGAACUACACCUCGAAAGAAAGCACAUACAUAGGCGCAUAACAACGCAUUGUAGAGCACUGUCACACGGUACAUACACUCGUAUUAUACAAAAGAAAAGAUUUGCAUUUUAAAUAUGACACAACAACAGACCCCAAAGGGAAUCUUCAAACAAUUAGCCGAUAAGGAAGGCAAAGUUUCACCGACGAGAGUCCCGAUUUUUCUUAGGGCCGCUGGUCUGGCACCCUCUCAAUCCCAGCUGGCGGAAGUCAUAAAUUCACUGCAUGGCGAAUCGGUGGACCGAGCGAAAGCUCUCGAACUUUAUGAAGCUUGUUUGAAGAACUGGGGUACCCAAGAUAAUCUCGUGUCCAAAGUUACUAGCAACUUUGAAAACGGAAGUCUCUCGAAGAUGCUGUCAGACAUGGGCGAUGAAUUAACGAAGGAAGAAGUGGUCGACGUUUUAAAGCAAGUAAAUCUGGAGUCGUCCGCAAGUUUACACGACUUUGCUGAGGUACUCUUGGCCCAGGGUUGAGAUUCUGUAGCUGGCAAUUAAGAACUUACUGUGCUUCGGUAAACAAUAAUGCGACCGAAAAGUGCGCCGCUUGUAGGUGCGGGUGCACCGGAACGGCCACAUGUCUGUCCAAUAACACAUUAUGACGCAUAGUGUCAUAAACCGCAGACCAGCAAAUGUUUUAGUUUAAAGCUAAUCCCCAAACAAUCAUUGUUAUAUCAAUAUCUAUACCGCGCGUCAAAAAGUAUCUUGUGCGCACGAAGAGUGUAUGUCGCUAAAUCUUACAAUAAAAGAUGCAAUAAAAGACAUUCGUAUUUCGGAA
Messenger RNA from Sphaeroforma arctica JP610, 894 nucleotides. RefSeq lists its product as hypothetical. NCBI's taxonomy places the organism in Eukaryota, Ichthyosporea, Ichthyophonida. The record is from RefSeq and is a predicted model, not a curated record. The coding region runs from base 198 to 593 and encodes 131 amino acids. The transcript is spliced from 4 exons.